UGGGGUGAGUGACAGACAAGGGGGCGAGCUGCGCGACCAGCGGUUUGUUUUUCGGAGCGUUCCUGAGGUGGAGAACGGUGGCCGGACGGAGAGACUGCGAGACUGAGGGACUGCCGGGCGGGCGGGUUGAGCGGCGCCGCCGAAGCCGGGCUGGGCCGAGCCGAGGAGCGCCAGGGAUGUAGCGGGCCACCCUGCCCAUGCCACAGCGCCCGGCCGCGGGCGGAGCCGGAGCCGGAGCCUGGGGAGGCGGCGGGGGCCCCGAGCGCAGCCCGCGCCCCCCGCGCGGAGCCAGGGCCGCUGCCGUCCCCGCCGCCCGGGCCCCCGGCAUGCAGCCCUGGCUGCGCAGGUGACACUCGGGCCCAAGCCGCCGCCGCCGCCAUCGCCACCAUGGACGAACAGGAGGCAUUGAACUCGAUCAUGAAGGAUCUGGUGGCCCUCCAGAUGAGCCGACGUUCUCGAGCUCCUGGAUAUGAGACCAUGAAGAACAAAGACACGGGUCACCCAAAUAAGCAGAAAAAACACAACAGCAGCAGCUCAGCCCUUCUGAACAGCCCCACAGUAACAACAAGCUCAUGUGCAGGGGCCAGUGACAAAAAGAAAUUUUUGAGUGACGUCAGAAUCAAGUUUGAGCACAGCGGGGAGAGGCGAAUUAUAGCUUUCAGCCGGCCUGUCAGAUAUGAAGAUGUGGAGCACAAGGUGACAACAGUGUUUGGGCAGCCUCUUGAUCUACAUUACAUGAACAACGAGCUCUCCAUUCUGCUGAAGAACCAAGAUGAUCUUGAUAAAGCAAUUGACAUUUUGGAUAGAAGCUCAAGCAUGAAAAGCCUUAGGAUAUUGUUGCUGUCCCAGGACAGAAACCAUACCAGUUCCUCUCCCCACUCUGGGGUGUCCAGGCAGGUGCGGAUCAAAGCUUCCCAGUCUGCAGGAGAUAUAAAUACCAUCUACCAGCCCCCCGAGCCCAGAAGCAGGCACCUCUCUGUCAGAAGAAGGCUAUGUAGCUGCUGCCAGGCCUCCGCAGGAAAGGAAUCUAACUCAAGUCUGUGCAUUAUACCAGGCUCCCAGAACCCCGGCCGAAGCUCACCUCCCCCUGGCUACGUGCCUGAGCGGCAGCAGCGUAUUGCCCGGCAGGGGUCCUACACCAGCAUCAACAGUGAGGGAGAGUUCAUCCCAGAGACCAGCGAGCAGUGCAUGCUGGAUCCCUUGAGUAGUGCUGAAAAUUCCUUGUCGGGAAGCUGCCAAUCUUUGGACAGGUCAGCAGACAGUCCAUCCUUCCGGAAAUCUCGAAUGUCCCGAGCCCAGAGCUUCCCAGACAAUAGACAGGAGUUCUCGGAUCGGGAAACUCAACUCUAUGACAAAGGGGUCAAAGGUGGAACCUACCCCCGGCGCUACCACGUGUCUGUGCACCACAAGGACUACAACGAUGGCAGAAGAACAUUUCCUCGAAUACGGCGUCAUCAAGGUAACCUGUUCACCCUGGUGCCCUCCAGCCGCUCCCUGAGCACAAAUGGCGAGAACAUGGGUCUAGCGGUGCAAUACCUGGACCCCCGAGGGCGCCUGCGGAGUGCGGACAGCGAGAACGCCCUCUCUGUGCAGGAGAGGAGUGUGCCAACCAAGUCUCCUAGUGCCCCCAUCAAUUGGCGCCGGGGGAAGCUCCUAGGCCAGGGUGCCUUCGGCAGGGUCUAUUUGUGCUAUGAUGUGGACACAGGACGUGAACUUGCCUCCAAGCAGGUCCAGUUUGACCCAGACAGUCCUGAGACAAGCAAGGAGGUGAGUGCUCUGGAGUGUGAGAUCCAGUUGCUGAAGAACUUGCAGCACGAGCGCAUUGUGCAGUAUUAUGGCUGUCUGCGGGACCGCGCCGAGAAGACUCUAACCAUCUUCAUGGAGUAUAUGCCCGGGGGCUCAGUGAAAGACCAGUUGAAGGCCUAUGGAGCUCUGACAGAGAGUGUGACCCGAAAAUACACCCGGCAGAUCCUGGAGGGCAUGUCCUACCUGCACAGCAACAUGAUUGUUCACCGGGACAUCAAGGGAGCCAACAUCCUCCGAGACUCUGCCGGGAAUGUGAAGCUUGGGGACUUUGGGGCCAGCAAGCGCCUGCAGACCAUCUGCAUGUCGGGCACAGGCAUGCGCUCGGUCACUGGCACACCCUACUGGAUGAGCCCUGAGGUGAUCAGCGGUGAGGGCUACGGAAGGAAAGCAGACGUGUGGAGCCUGGGCUGCACUGUGGUGGAGAUGCUGACAGAGAAACCACCUUGGGCAGAGUAUGAAGCCAUGGCUGCCAUUUUCAAGAUUGCCACCCAGCCCACCAAUCCUCAGCUGCCCUCCCACAUCUCUGAGCACGGCCGGGACUUCCUGAGGCGCAUUUUUGUGGAGGCCCGCCAGAGACCGUCAGCUGAGGAGCUGCUCACACACCACUUUGCACAGCUCGUGUACUGAGCUCUCAAGGCCACGCUGCUGCCGGCUGCCCCCUGCUGCAUGGGCAAGGGGCUGCUGUGGGGCUCAGCAAAGUUGCUGCUUCUCCCAGGCAAGGCUGUGGACCAUGGAGCUGCAGUCCAGCCAGUGUUUGUCUGUGCCCCUUCUGUCACUGGGGCUCAGAGCCAGAGUGGGGUGGCUGCAGCCUCAAGGACUGGGAGCCCCCAGCCUGCCAGACCCAAGAGCUCCAGCGUCCUAAGCUCGGCCUGGAGGAGAAGGGGCUAGGAACAGUGUGUGAGGCGCCGUGGGUCCCACCCUCGGCUGUGUCCUGACACUGCAAUCAGCACCAGAGCCCAGAGGGUCUGGGGGCAAAGGACAGACACGAAGGUCUGAAUAGUGUUACUUUCAUUCAGAGUGUUACUUUGUUUCUCCUCCUCAUGUCUGGAGACCACCAGGGCAUCUCUGGGCUGGAGGAGCCCACCCAAGCCUGAGGUAAAAGCCCAGCAUCCCACAGCCAGUGGAAGGCAGAGGCCUGGGACCCGCCCUCCCUGGAUCCCGAAGUCAGCUUUGCCAGUCCCUGUCCUUUACCAAAGAUGAAUGAAGCAAAUGUUAUGCUGCCUUAUUCAGGGAAGGAGGAGCCCAUCCUGCCUGCCCCCGUGACCCUGCCCUCUCAAGCAGGGGCCUGAGAUGUGGAAUUGCCCCCACUGAGGGGGGAGACCCAGUUUUGUCAAUGCAAUUGUCUCUGUUUUACAAGUUGGAGUCACUCUUAGGCUGUACCCAGUUUCAAAACUGGAGACUUAGUGUGCUCUUUGGGCUCUGAGUCCCCUUGCUGUGGGUUUAGGCCUUGGGCUAGAUUGGAAAGAGCUGAAGUUGAUGGCCUUUGUGCUCCUGGCCUGGCACCUGUUCCCCAGCUGGAGCAGAAAGGAAGAUGAACAGGAUGGUGAGAGCAUCUGAGCCAGCUAGCUGCCCCGAGCGGGCUGUUCAGGAAAGCCAGGGGAAUUGUAGCAGGCUGGCUGUGAGUCAUGAUCCUGCUAGGCCAGAGCCCUCUCCACCUGAUAGAAGGGAGAGCCCAUAUGAUGCCACCAACUGUAUCCAAAACUACUAGCUCUCUUCCUCCUUGGCCAGCCUGGUCCAUCCCCAUGAGGUCUCAGCCUCUCCCUUCUUGCUCCUCCCCUGGGGAGCCACAGCAGCAGGGGCGGGAGAGCCAGUAUCUCCAAGCAGCUUAGAGUUGGCCUUACUUACCUCAGCCUGGGUGCUGGUCCUUCUUCCGGCCCCUCCCCUCCAAAAUGUGCCUAUUGCUAGAGCUCCUCCCUCUCAACACCCAAUUUCCUUGGGAGUUGUCACUAAAGGAAAAAAAAAAAAGCCAGUGCCCAGGGAUGGGCGUCUCCAGGGAGCUGGGGAUUAGCGCCAGGCAGCUUAUUGCCAGCCAUGCCCACUUACCCACGGGCACCAGAACAAGCCAAAGCCUUCAUUGUAUGUUGACGAUGCACUUUUAUGAAUGUAGUUUCUAUCGCUGUUUUUAGCCUUUUCACAUCAUGUAAUGUGAGGCCUCGUACUUGUUAAUUUAUAUCUCAGAUCAUAUUUGAUGGUUUUUAUAUAUAUCAAUUCUAGACUGUUACAGGUGAUGGACGCCUCAAGAGAGAAGAGAAAAUGAAAGCAGCUGGUUUUGCA
This is a messenger RNA of Diceros bicornis minor, 4080 nucleotides long. RefSeq names its product mitogen-activated protein kinase kinase kinase 3 (gene MAP3K3). Gene Ontology annotation, biological process: protein phosphorylation. The record is from RefSeq and is a predicted model, not a curated record. NCBI's taxonomy places the organism in Eukaryota, Metazoa, Chordata, Mammalia, Perissodactyla, Rhinocerotidae. The transcript has 18 exons. Gene Ontology annotation, molecular function: ATP binding; protein binding; protein kinase activity. The coding region runs from base 388 to 2433 and encodes 681 amino acids.